AUGCCUCCCAAGAAGGGCCAACGUAAGUCGAUGCCUGCGCGCAUCAAUAAAGAGCCUACAUUGACACCUUCUCGGCGCUCCCCCCGAGUACCUCCCCCGUCAAAAAAUUCAAAUGAGAACGUGCAACCCGCCAAAACGUUGAACCUUACAUCCGCCUCUCCACAAGACACUUCUUUCAAUCUUCAUUUUUACACCCCGAACACGCCUGUUCCAAGUAAUCAGUCUGUUCCAAGUCCUAGUUCACGUGGGAAAUCUCCUGAAACACCUUCUUCACGUCGGCGGACCUUUCAGUCUCGUCCGUCACGUCUUUCAAACGUUUACACUCCAGCCCUAGAAGCCUCGGCCACCGACCCGGGGAGUCGACGGACGAGGAGAACAGCUCUACUUGAAACACCCAAGAAAGAGGUCUCAGAAAUAGACUUUUCAGAGAGCACUGGUGGCGCCAGCUGGACGGUUGACCAGUGCAUGGGCAGCUUUGAAUCCGAAGGAACAGUCGAUGGUCUCUCGAGCCCUACCAGUGCCUCCGAUAUGCGGAACUCAUCCCGGGUUCGUAAGCCCACCAUGAGGGCAAUUGAAUCUUUUGAAUCAACUAAGAAGAAACCUCGCCGCAAGAACAUGACAGUGUCCACCCCGACCGUGGAAACUCCUGCUCCUACCCCUGCUGCCCCUGCUACCCCCGUGACUACCAAGGUUGCGAAGAACCAUAUAUCGAAGCAACCAAUGAGAAAAACCAGAAAGUCAAGGAGAGUGACCAACUUGAACAUGCGGAAAAAUGCCGUCUUGAUCGGUUUCGAUAUUGACGUCAAAGUGGCUGGCAAGAAGCUGUAUGACCUAACUGUUCAUUCCCUAAACCCUGACUUUACUCUCCCUUUCAAUUUCCCCGUGUUCUGGGAGCAGCAGCGAAGUGAAUACUUCCGUCGCCAAGAUGAAGAAAAAUAUGGCGUCGACAUACCCACCACUGAAGCCACCUUGCCGAGUGAUAUCGAUCUUGACGUUGAAAUGAUUGAACAAGACCUCACAGCGCCUAUUAUCGCUCCUUCUUCUCCCACUUCCCCCACUCCUCCCACUGCAGCCACCAACGGCUCAAGCAUCCUGAGCUACAAAAAGCAGUCUGACAGCAAGGUCAACAACGAUGGCUGGAUUCAAACUGGCUACAUUAACUCCUACGGCGAAGAGGUUACUCUGAUUUCCGAGGAAUGCCACCCCUAUUAUCCGGCUCAUACUUACGGCUACGAAGGCCUUCCUUUCCCUCCAGUGCGCGCCAGAACCAAAGAGCAAGCCGAGGCCGAUGCCGCUCACAGCUUUGCCCCACUCAUGGGAGACCGUAAUCUCCCAAUAGAGGCUGUGGCUCCAUUCAUUGCUGAAAACGUGGAGGCGGAGAAGGCCAGGGCUCUGGCUCGCACUCCUGUGCCAGCUCCCACAACCAAGAAGCCCCGCGCCCGAAAGCGUCGUCAGACUGCAGCUGUAGAUGCAGCAGACGAACCCACCGCCGCUGCUCCCGCCAUUACUACUGCCGAGACUAGCGGACGCAAGUCACAGCGUCGCCGUCGCCAGACUGCCCCGGCUACCACUGUCCACUCUCCCGCAUCUCCCACCUCUCCCACCUCUCCCAUCUCUCCCACAUCUCCCACCUCUCCUUCUCCUCCCCCGACGACUGCGACCCAAGUCCAGUCUUCGGGCCCCGCUGCCCCUGUCGCCCCCGCUGCCACCGAAGGCGACAAGCCUAAGGUGCAGCGGCUCCGGCUGACCUUGAAGCCGGCGCUCAAGACUGAGGCCUCCGGGGUUGAAGCAUCUGCUUCUAACCCCGCCAUGCAGUCCCCUUCCUCCCCCGUCCCCUCACGUGCGCCGUCCUCCGCACAAACCAAUAACCGCCGCCGCCGGGGCAUGUGA
Messenger RNA from Penicillium digitatum Pd1, 1890 nucleotides. Its product is annotated as putative GPI-anchored cell surface glycoprotein. NCBI's taxonomy places the organism in Eukaryota, Fungi, Ascomycota, Eurotiomycetes, Eurotiales, Aspergillaceae. The record is from RefSeq and is a predicted model, not a curated record.